Messenger RNA from Vigna unguiculata (cowpea), 3154 nucleotides. RefSeq names its product D-alanine-D-alanine ligase family. Gene Ontology annotation, cellular component: chloroplast. The record is from RefSeq and is a predicted model, not a curated record. NCBI's taxonomy places the organism in Eukaryota, Viridiplantae, Streptophyta, Magnoliopsida, Fabales, Fabaceae. Gene Ontology annotation, molecular function: ATP binding; D-alanine-D-alanine ligase activity; metal ion binding.
CCGGCCACACGGGCACUUGCAAGAUGCAAGCACUCUUGUGCUUGAACUCAUGGUGUUGGGAGGCACCAUGCCUUCCAUUGUAGCAUAAAAUGUUGAGUUCAACACAAAUUCACACUCACUUCACUCUAACGAGACGCUCUUUAGUCUCUAAUAUUCCUUCGCUUCUCCGCCGCCGCACGCUCUUCCUUUCUCGCUCGCUCUCCUCCUCGCCUGCUAACUCCGUCAACCUCUUCUGCUCCAACCACGAGGUGGCCGUUGUUGACGGCGGAGUGAUGGAGAAGGCGGCGGAGAAGGGAAAGGUGUUGAAGGUUGGUCUCAUAUGCGGUGGUCCUUCCGCUGAGCGUGGGAUUUCCCUCAAUUCGGCUCGAUCACUCCUUGAUCACCUGCAGGGAGACAAUUUACACGUUAGUUGCUAUUACAUUGACUGCAAUCUCAAUGCGUAUGCAAUUUCCUCAGCUCAGGUAUAUUCCAACACACCUGCUGAUUUUGAUUUUAAACUUGAAAGCCUUGCCCAAAGUUUCCAGACUUUGUCUGACUUAGCAAAGCAUCUAGCUACAGCUGUGGACAUAGUAUUUCCAGUUAUACAUGGCAAAUUUGGUGAAGAUGGUGGCAUUCAGGAAUUGCUGGAAAGAUAUAAUGUUCCAUUUGUUGGCACGGGAUCAAAGGAGUGUGUCCAAGCAUUUGACAAGCAUAAAGCAUCACUGGAGCUCCGGAAGCAUGGAUUCAUAACAGUACCCAGUUUCUUAGUUCAGGGGUAUGAAACAAACAAAACAGAAGUAUUGGAAUGGUUUAAAAAGCACCAGCUGGACCCUGACUUGGGGAAAGUUGUGGUAAAACCAACAAGAGGAGGGUCAAGCAUUGGUGUUAGAGUUGCUUACGGUGUUAAUGAUUCUCUUGUAAAAGCCAAUGAAAUUAUGUCUGAGGGAAUUGACAAUAAAGUGCUGAUAGAAAUAUUUCUUGAAGGAGGGAGUGAGUUUACAGCCAUUGUCCUUGAUGUAGGAUCUGGUUCUGAUUGCUUUCCUGUUGUACUACUUCCAACCGAGGUGGAGCUUCAAUUUCGUGGGGCAAAUGAUGUGAAAGAGAAUGAUGCAAUAUUUAAUUACCGCAGGAAAUACCUUCCAACCCAACAGGUUGCCUAUCACACUCCACCACGGUUUCCUUUAGAUGUCAUUGAGAAUAUUCGCAAAGGAGCAUCUCUGUUAUUUCAGCAGCUUUGCCUGCAAGACUUUGCUCGAAUUGAUGGAUGGUUUUUGCCAAAUUCAGGUUCCAAGUUAUCAUCAUCUUCAGAAAGCGAGUUUGGAAGAACUGAAUCAGGUUCCAUAGUAUUCACUGACAUUAACCUGAUCAGUGGUAUGGAACAAACCAGUUUUCUAUUUCAGCAAGCUUCUAAGGUUGGGUUUUCUCAUACAAACAUCCUCAGAAGCAUUAUUCAUCAUGCUUGCUUGAGAUUUCCAAAUCUUGCAUCAGUUAGUGGUAUAAUAGGUCAACUUCCAAGCAGGUCAAAAUCCUUACAACUUAACAAUUCAUUUUCUCACCAUAAAGGAGCUCGAAAAGUUUUUGUCAUUUUUGGAGGUGACACAUCAGAACGACAAGUAUCUCUUAUGAGUGGUACAAAUGUUUGGCUCAAUUUGCUAGCCUUCCAUGAUCUUGAGGUCACUCCAUGUUUGCUUUCCCCAACAAGUGUUGAUGCAGGAAAGGAUGAUGACGUAAUGAAUAGAACAGUUUGGUCAUUACCUUAUUCUCUUGUGCUACGACAUACUACUGAGGAGGUACUGGAUGCAUGCAUGGAAGCAAUUGAGCCAGAACGAGCUGCCAUAACAUCUAACCUACGGAAGAAAGUAAUGGAUGAGCUUAUGCAGGGUUUGAAAGACCACAAUUGGUUUACAGGGUUUGAUAUUGCUGAUGAACUUCCAGUGGAAUUUUCUUUAAGGCAGUGGAUCAAGCUUGCCAAGGAAGUCCAGGCAACAGUUUUUAUUGCAGUGCAUGGAGGUAUUGGAGAAGAUGGUACACUUCAAUCUUUGUUAGAUGCUGAAGGAGUGCCCUACUCAGGUCCUGGUGCAAUGGCAUCAAAGAUUUGCAUGGACAAAGUUGCAACUUCGGUGGCUUUAAAACAUCUUGCAAAUUCGGGAGUUCUUACCAUAAACAAGGAUGUCAGACAAAAAGCUGAUCUCUUUAAUAAGUCCAUAAAUGAUACAUGGCAUGACCUCACCUCGAAGCUGCAGUGCCAAACAUUAUGUGUCAAACCAGCAAAAGAUGGAUGCUCAACUGGGGUUGCUAGACUAUGCUGUUCCCAGGACCUUGCAAUAUAUGUCAAAGCUCUGGAGGACUGUCUACUAAGAAUUACUCCAAAUAGCUUAUCAAAGGCACAUGGUAUGAUUGAGAUGCCAAACCCUCCUCCAGAGCACGUAAUCUUUGAACCUUUCAUAGAGACAGAUGAAAUACUUGUGACAACCAAAUUUGAGAAUGCCACUGGUAGUGGCCUUACGUGGAAAGGGAACAGCAGAUGGGUGGAAAUAACAGUUGGCGUCCUAGGAAAACGUGGAUCAAUGCACUCGCUAAGUCCUAGUGUAACUGUCAAGGAAUCUGGUGAUAUUUUGUCACUAGAGGAGAAGUUCCAAGGUGGGACUGGCAUCAAUCUGACUCCGCCUCCCUUGUCAAUUAUGAGUGAGAAUGCUUUGAAGAGGUGUAAACAGCACAUUGAACUCAUUGCAAAUACUCUACAAUUGGAAGGAUUUUCACGAAUAGAUGCAUUUGUAAAUGUUGACAGUGGAGAGGUUUUGAUGAUAGAGGUAAAUACUGUUCCUGGAAUGACACCUUCCACUGUUCUGAUUCAUCAGGCACUAGCUGAACAACCACCAUUGUAUCCCCAUGAGUUCUUCCGUAAGCUUCUUGAUUUGGCAUCUGAAAGGUCCAUGUAAAUCGAAUGUUUACAUUGUUUCAUCAAAUGCUGUUAUCACGUGAAGUUAUUUCGUGGCAGUAGAUAUAACAUUCAUAUUUUCGUCUCAGCAACUUUAUUUUGUCAAACUUUAUUAUUUACUUUUGUUGCGUCCCUUUCAAUUAUGUCUUCACAUGCAAUCAGAUUCUUAAACUGAUUUUGGAGACAAUUUAUGUUUUAUAACUUUAAAUCUAUACUCACUAGCUUUGUUAAUCAUAA